AUGCAGUUUGUUAAUUGGAAUUUGAUCGCGAUGUUAUUUUUGUAGUUGAAUACCACUUGAUAUAGUAACGGAUAAGUUUCAUUUUUUUUUAUUUUGUAAAUGGAUCGGGAUAUUCAUGAAUUGAAGUAAACUCUGAUCAUGUGCAUUUCUUGAUAUCCCUCUGCAUUUCCAAAGUUUUGCACCGAUUUGUAGGGAUAUGGUUUAAUUUCUAAUUGAUAAUUCAUUGAAGAAACUAGGUAUCUUAGGUUUGAUUUGAUAGUUGAUAAAGGUCUUAGUGUUGAAUGGGUGACUUUUUCUUGUGAGGAUAUGUUGAAAGGGUAUUCUUGUUCUCUGGUUUAUUUUUUAUGGAGUAGUACCUUUUUUACCAUGAAGUAUUAUUCACUUUCUGGAAAACUGAUUCGUGUGUGUGUGUGUCUGUGAUGUCACCCUACAGAGAGAAUCAUUUCACGAGUUCAUUGACUUCAGUUGCUUUUCAAGUGCUUUCAUUUUUUACAUAACUAAGAGAGGUGCUCGAUAAGUUAUUUCGGUGGAGAGGAAGUCGACAUCAUAAGUCACCCAAGUUGGAGUGCCAAUGGAUCAGAAUGCUUCUAUUGAGGAGGGAGAGGGUAGAAAUGGCCUUGAACUGGUCAGAUCGGUUUCAGAAAAGCAUCUUGAACUUUUGAGGCCUUCUGCUCGAUAUUAUUCCAUAUUUAAAGGGCAACCAACGGAUGCUGCAGAGCGGGAAAAAGGUAAAUAUACCCUGAUUAAAGAUGAAGAAGACUCUCAACUGGGAUUGUAUGACAAACCUCUUCCUUGCUUUGGAUGUGGAAUAGGAUGGUUCUCUUUUCUUGUGGGUUUCUUGUGCCCUCUGACAUGGUAUUAUGCAACAAUUUUGUACUUUGGGAAUUACUACCGCAAGGAUCCUAGGGAACGAGCUGGGCUCGCUGCUUCUGCAAUCGCUGCUAUGGGAUUCUCCGUUAUAUUUUUAAUCGUAGUAUUGAUUCUGCUUUUCUAGCUUUGGUCUUGCCACAAUCCGUAUAUGAAAAGCAUCCAUAUAGAGUUGGUGAUUCCACACUGUUGAUAUGAAUCCAUAAAGCUUAUAAAGUAUUUUCGAAAUUGAAAA
Messenger RNA from Salvia splendens (bonfire salvia), 1102 nucleotides. RefSeq lists its product as uncharacterized. The transcript is spliced from 6 exons. NCBI's taxonomy places the organism in Eukaryota, Viridiplantae, Streptophyta, Magnoliopsida, Lamiales, Lamiaceae. The coding region runs from base 572 to 994 and encodes 140 amino acids. The record is from RefSeq and is a predicted model, not a curated record.